Acipenser ruthenus (sterlet) is the source of this 2809-nucleotide messenger RNA. RefSeq names its product CCN family member 1-like. The record is from RefSeq and is a predicted model, not a curated record. Gene Ontology annotation, biological process: signal transduction. NCBI's taxonomy places the organism in Eukaryota, Metazoa, Chordata, Actinopteri, Acipenseriformes, Acipenseridae. Bases 200 to 1324 code for a protein of 374 amino acids. Gene Ontology annotation, cellular component: extracellular region. Gene Ontology annotation, molecular function: protein binding. The transcript is spliced from 5 exons.
CUGAGUGAGUGAGUGACAGACUGGUGUACAACUCAGUACACCCCCAGACACCCCUUCACAGGGCAAUCGGAGACAGACGUCAUCACUCAUCACCACUGGAUUCUUUUUUACUGUACUGAUUUUUACGUUACUAUAUAUAUAUAUAUAUAUAUAUAUUUUUUUUUUUUUUUUAAGUGAAAUUUUGCAUAUACUUUUUAAAAUGUUUUUGAGAACUAUGGAGUGUGCAAGUCUGCUGGUUUUGGUAAUCCUGAGCUGUGCUACACUGCUGGUGGAGAGUAGCUGCCCGCUGGCGUGCUCCUGCCCCCCCUCGCCACCCUCCUGCCCCCCGGGGGUCAGCCUGGUCCUGGACUCAUGUGGCUGCUGCAGGGUGUGCGCCCGACAGUUCAAUGAGGACUGCAGUGUGACCCAGCCCUGCGACCACAUCAAGGGGCUUCACUGUGACUUCGGAGCGGGGAGUGGAGCUCACAGGGGGCUCUGCAGAGCGAAGGCAGACGGCCGCCCCUGCGAGUUUAACGGCCGGGUCUACCAGCACGGGGAGGACUUCCAGCCCAACUGCAAGCACCAGUGCAGCUGCAUGGACGGGGUGGUGGGCUGCAUGCCCCUGUGCCCCCAGGAGGUGCCGCUGCCGGUCUGGGACUGCCCCAACCCGCGGCUGGUCAAGGUGCCGGGUCACUGCUGUGAAGAGUGGUUCUGUGACGACAGCAACCACAUCCGCGAGGACUCCGGAGACAGCCAGGGGUCACCAGAGCCAGAGCCAGAGCUGCUCACCAGCAACGAGCUGCUGGCAGCCCCGCAGGGCAACACAGCAUACCCGGACUGGAAUUCUCCUCCCCAGUCCCGCAUGCCGGCCAUCUCCAGAUGCCUGGUCCAGACCACCGAUUGGUCGGGCUGCUCCAGAACAUGCGGGAUGGGAAUCUCGAGCCGCAUCACCAACACCAACCCAGCGUGCCGCCUGACUCGAGAAACGCGCCUGUGCCAGAUCAGAGCCUGUGAGCUCCCGCUCACCCCCAGCCUCAAGAAGGGUAAGAAGUGCCAGAAGACGGUGCGUCCGCGGGAAGCCGUGCAGAUCUCCUUCGCGGGCUGUGCCACGUCUCGCUGGUACCGGCCCCGCUCCUGCGGCUCCUGCUCGGACGGGCGCUGCUGCUCCCCCUCCCUGACCCACACGGCGAGUCUGCGCUUCCACUGCCCCGACGGAGAGAGCUUCACGCGCAGCGUCAUGGUGAUCCAGCGCUGUCGCUGCCGACCCGACUGCGACCGCCACAGCCAGGCCAGCUCCCUGCCUUCCUUCAGCCUCCACAACGACAUCCACACCUUCACCCAGUGAGGCAGGGGGGCUCUGCGUCCGAAGCCUUCCUUCGGCUAAAAUCAACCGUUCCCAUCCCUCCUACAGUCCUGCAGAUUUCACGUACCCGGAAGGGGCAGGGGACCAUUGUCUUCAUCACGGAAGACGAAUGAAUGACUUUCAAAGAAGAAGCUACCUCUUUUAAAAGAGGACUAGAAGACUUUUUUUUUGCAAGGGCAGGUCUUUGCCCUAACAGCUUUCCAGGAGAGAAGUGGCGACCCCCCCAGAGAAAAUACUGGGGCAGAUAUCUCUUGACCUUAAAGUCCCAGCAACACAUCUGUCGGGGAAGUACUUAACAUUUCCAUUCAGAAGGGAAUCCCCACCCUGCAAAUCUACCGGUCAAAAACCCCUAAACCUGGCAGCGAGAGCUCACAAGUCUCACUGUUUCCAGAUGCCAAAUAAAGGCAACAAUCCUCAUCUCAGGACCGACAAUUGACGCAGUUUCCUACACCUGUUGGAUAAAAACAAGGUCAAAGGAAACUGAUAACUCUUCCUGGAGAUAACUUUCCUCUAACUUGGGAAUGGAAGAACCCUCGAAUCUGGCACAGCAAAGUGUUUGUCUUUGUUGACUGGGUUACGGUCGUAAAGACGAUGGCCACCUGGGUUAAAAUGAGCUUACUGUACAUUAAACAACCACAAGGACUCAGCGUUUAAAGGUUAGCUGGCUUUUCCAGUCCCCGUUUCCUGGCGUAGGUGAUGUGGCUCCGGAUUGGCUCUCAAGUUUGCCAGGACCGGGACAAUACAACAGACGAAGGUUCCUGAUUGGAUCCUAAUUUAGAAUGACUGAACGGUUUACUGAUUGGUUUAGCAGACACGAUCAAACUCGAUGCAUUCCAGAAAAGUUUGAAAAGCUUGCGUAUUACUGAAGCAAUUUGCUCUACAAAUCUUUGUCUUGCUAUUUUCAAUGAAGGUAGGGCUAGUUUUCUACUGAACAACUCCACAUUAUUCCAGGGGGGCUCCUGCCUUAAAGGAUGGGAUAUUUAAAAUUCAGCAAUGUUAACGAGCAGACAUCUGAAUGCAUGCAAGCUUGUGAGCGUGUGUGUGCGUGAGUGUGUAUAUAUGUGUGUGCGUGUGUACAGACUUCACACUGGUGGAGUGACUCUGUGUGUGCGUGUGCGUGUGCGUGUGUACAGACUUCACACUGGUGGAGUGACUCUGUGUGUGUGUACAGACUUCACGGUGGUGGAGCGACUCUGUGUGUGUGUGUGUGUGUGUGCGUGUGUACAGACUUCACGCUGGUGGAGUGACUCUGUGUGUGCGUGUGCGUGUGCGUGUGCGUGUGUACAGACUUCACGCUGGUGGAGUGAUGUAUUUAGACACCGCUUCGUUCUUGAGGCGAGCUCAGCGGCCUGUUUGAGGCUCUCUCGUAUUGUAAAGACGAUUUUAUUUGUAUAUUUAAGACUUCUAUUUUGUUAAUAUAUUUCCUGAAUGUCUGUCAGUAUUAAUAAAAGUUUUUAUAUAUAGAAA